GGAUUACAUUCACUGGCAUCUCUUCGUUAAAGAGGGUAUAAAUGCACCUCAUCCCUCCGAUUCCAUAGCCAAAUCAUAAAACAUCUUGUUUUCUCUUCUCUGUCACUAUCUCUCUCUCUCUCUCUCCCAAUCAAUCGCUCACUCAAGCUCGCGAAGAUGGAUUUCCACAGCCUUCUCAGAAGAGACCUUCAAUUUCUCUGCAAGAGGAACAAGAUCCCAGCCAACAUGACCAAUCUCGCCAUGGCCGAUGCUCUCAAAUCUCUUGAGAUCGUUGAAGGUCUUGAUGAAUACAUGAAUCAGAACGACGCCAAUGUUCUUCAGUCUCCAGCCAGUGUAGCCAAGCUCCCACCGAGUACUGCAGCUAGAACAACUCGAAGGAAGACUGCGAUGAAAGCUGAACCUCAGUCUUCGUCACAGUUGGUGGUGGUGAACCGUUCUUGUCGUUUGAAGAGCAAGUCUCUGCAUGGAGAAAUGGAACAAGAAAAUGUUGAUGAAGAAUCGAAGACUAGCAAUGUCAAGAUUGAAGUCAGUGUGGCUAAAACUCCUGCGGCACGGAGCACGAGAAAGGCUUCAGCAGCAGCUUCUUGUAAGAGUAAAGUUCAGGAGAGUAAGAAGGGUGAGUUGGUUCAGUCUGCGUACAGCACGAGGAGAUCAACCAGGCUUUUGGAGAAAUGUAUGGCUGAUUUGAGUUUGAUGACUAAAGAAACAGAGCAAAAAGUAGCUGCUCAGGAGAAGAAUCCGGAUGGUUCAGAGGAGAGAAGUGAGGAAGCUGAAGUUAUCCCAGGUAGAGAUUUAAGUGCUUCCAUGGAGAAAGAAUGGGAGAACAGUGACCAGGUCACUGGAGGUCUUGAGAUAUCUGUUGGAAACACUGAGACCAUGGAAGUUAUGACUGAUGAAAAAGCAGAAUCAGAGAAAAAUUUAGUCCAAGAAGACAAACAAGAAGAAACAUUGCAGGCUAAUGAAGCUAUUUGUGAGGAAGGUUCGAAGAAGAAUGAUAAUGAUCAAGAGAUUAUUGAUCUUGGUGAGAUUCCUGUCUUGGAACAUGCCAGCACCGAGACAAACAAUGAUAACAAAGAGUUGAAGGACAUUCAAGCUCUCGAGCCUGAGAAAGUGAACAUUUUCCAUGAAGAAACAGUUGUCGACCAACCUGAUGGUGAUUCAGAAACUGAACCAGAAGAAGAAGAUUCUGGUGUUGACUCAGACAGCACUAUCUCUGAAGCUGAUUCAAGCCAAGUCGGCCACCAAGAAACAGAAAAGGAGAUUCAGGGGAAUGAUUCAGAGACUGUGAAAAUCAACUUUUUUGAUGAAGCUGCAAUGGUGGACCAAACUGAAUCUGAAGAAGAUGAUUCUGGUGUUGACUCAGACGACACUAUCUCUGAGGCUGAUUCAAACCGAGCCGUACAGGGAUCUGAUAUAGCUGAGGAAGAGAUGAUUUUAUCCGAAUCAGAAGGUUCUGUAACUGCUCCAACUUCUCCUUCUCUUCUGCUGGAAGAGGCUGAAGUCAAAACAGCUCCACUAUCUCCAUUCGCAGCAGAAUCAAUCUCAGCUCAGUUUCCGAGACCAAACAAAUCAGCAGCAACAACCCCAUCAAAGAACUCGGCUGUGAAGCUGGUCAGUGUCGACAACAAUAACAAGGAGAACAACAUGGAGAUGAUGGUGAGUGUUAGUGACAAUGGAGAGAUCAACGCUGAGGCUAAGAAGCAGAAGAAGAAGGUGGAGUUCGAUGAAGAGAACUUGAAAGAUGUUAGCAUCAGGAAACUUGUGAAGAUGGUGAGGGAACUUUCUAUAAACGGCAGUAACAACAGAACAGCAUUGCAGAUGUUGCCUGGGAAUAAUCAGAUUGCAGAGUAGUGUGGUGAAUGGUGAUUCAAAAAAUGUGUUUCUUUUGUUGUUGUUGAUGUUAUCUCAAACAUAAAAAGAUUGAAAAUCGAUGUGUUUCUUUUGAUAAUAAUUUCGGUUUGAACAAAAUUUCAA
Messenger RNA from Brassica oleracea var. oleracea, 1974 nucleotides. RefSeq names its product suppressor of Mek1-like. The coding region runs from base 157 to 1851 and encodes 564 amino acids. The record is from RefSeq and is a predicted model, not a curated record. The transcript is spliced from 5 exons. NCBI's taxonomy places the organism in Eukaryota, Viridiplantae, Streptophyta, Magnoliopsida, Brassicales, Brassicaceae.